GUAUUUUCCCAACAAGGGCUCAGCCUACAUAGAUACACUCACAUACACUGCAGCCUAAAUAAUACACCUUUGCCUCUGAAAUUGCCCACCUCAAGGCAAUAAACUCCUCCCACUCACUAUUUAAACCAGCAAUGUCACCAGGAGCUCAGCUUCACACUGAAGAACUUGAUCUUGACCAACACGUCUGGAUUCAUGGGAAAAACCUAUCACUAGACUUAGAUUGUGAACUGGUCCCACAGAAGGGUUCAUCUGAUUUCCACCGCCACGCUUGGAUUCCUGCACCCAACUUUGGAUUUCCCCCCCCCCCCCCCCAGUUUAAAUUACAUCUAUUUAUCUAUUGAUAUUUAUUUAUUCCCACUCUUGGGAUUUCCACUUCGCCCGGUCAGCCCCCUCCUUCCCAGAGAGGGUGUUCUCUUAAAGUUGGCCCGGAGAUGCGGUCUCUUGUCCCGCUUACUGUGUAUUGCAUCAGCCUGGUUUCCCUCCAGCAGCUGCUGGCUCUACCGGCUGCAGAGCGACCCGACACCGACAGGUUGGACCUCAUCAACAAGCUCUUUGACCAGAGUGAAGAAGCCUCAGUGUCUGGACAUCGCACUGACAUUGCUGCCCCCUCGUCAGCCUCCAGUCGAUUCCUUAAAUGGCUCUCCAAUUUCCCCAGAAGCCCACCUGCCACCGGAGUAAGAGCAGCUCCUCCCAGCCUUUCAUGGGCGCGACCCUCUGAACAGAUUGAGCAGAGAGCGCUGAGAACUCGUCGCCAUGCCCAUCCUGGCUCGCGAGGGGGACACCACUACCCUCACCACGCCCAGCUCAUGAGGGUGGGCUGCGUCCUGGGAACCUGUCAAGUGCAGAACCUAAGCCAUCGGCUCUAUCAACUCAUUGGGCAAAGCGGAAGAGAAGACUCAUCCCCCAUUAACCCCAAAAGCCCCCAUAGUUACGGAUGAGUGAUUUCUUAGGUGGCACCUCCAAACACCCACAGCAAGUCUAUCUAUAUCUCCAAUUAUUUAUCCCGUAAUGUGUUACUGAUAGUGUUUGCAUUAGAGUUUGAUGUAGUCCAUGUUUUUUGUUACUUUUUCUGCUGUUAGACAGAUUUUAAAGCAAUCCAAAUUGAAUUCAGGACUGGCUGAAGACUGAAGUACGUCCUCUGAAUCCCCCCAAACUGAGCCCUCCUGCCUUCAGGUCGCCCUCCCUAACAUUUAGAAUAAGCCAAGACGCCACAGUUUGACAUCUUAAUCCUGUUAAUUUAAGAAUGAAGGCUUGUCUUCAACACCCUGUGGCGGCCUGGUCCUGUCUGCCCACUGACCUCCCCAGUGGUGACAACCCCUCGGCUCAUUGAUCAAACACUUCAGUCCCUAAUGUGGAUUUCAGCCUUGUCAAAACCAAUAUAUUCCCAAAGACUCCAAGAAAUGAGCCAGUGAACUCUUUUACCCCUUUUUUUUCAUCACUCAGUGUCUCAACUCUCAGGUCACAAUUUUAAUCAUGAAGACUGAGAUUGAGAUUGAAUGACGCACCAGGACUUUAUGUUUCAGGGCCACAGUUUACAUUUGAACCCAGCCACAGCACUUAGCUUUCACCAGAGCAUUUCUGAGUCAGGACAUAACCACAUAAACUCCACGCUGAAAAAGAAAACAUGAGAGUCAGCAUGCAGCGCUGGUGGAAGGAAUCUACACAGAAACUGAGCUCUACAAGGAUCGGUUUCAGUGUUGCAUUAUAGCAGCCCGUCAGCCCACGCAGUAGGUGGCAAAGUGAACCUUGUAGCCAUGGAUCAGUGCUCCGUUGUACCUCUGUUGGCAUUUUCCCUCCCUGGGGGGGGCCAAGCCUGAAUAUUAGCCUUUUCACGUGAUUCAGAAGUUCCCCCAUGCAAGAGAGGACUUUAGGUUGACGGCUAGUUUAAUAAACCUGAUCUAAUUAUGUGAGGAGAGGGGCCCUCGACCUCCCAUUGUCUGGACACUCAUACCUCUGCUACCUCCACUUGUAGACAAAUGGAGGAAGUAUAAGAGUUGAUGCAGCAAAACUUACAAAAAUGCUCCAGCAUCAUGAUUUGAGUUAAGGCCAUCUACUUUUCCAAUUGGUUACCCAGUGUACGACAAACAAAACUUUGUUGACAGCAAAAUGCACACUUUUAGUUCACAAGUGGUGACUGAAAUUGGUUUGUAAAAGUCAUUGCACCAUGGAUAAAAUGUCUUCUGUUACAUUGUGGUUUCCUAACGAGAGGCCACACCUACCAAAAUUUUAGGUGCCCACUUUCAAAUAUGUCCAUAAAUAGUGCCGCACAGUCAAUAAUAUAUGCCCCAUGUUUCCUUUUUACUAUUUACGUCCAGCUCUGAAAUGGUGGGUGGAUGAUAGACUGGGAAUAACUGAGGUCAAGCUCUCCUCAACAAACAUGCUAAAAUUCGACCAGCUUUAAACCUACAGAAAAUGCAACCGUAUCUUUAAAAAACACAUCUUGGUCAUGAGGCAGCAUCAUAUAAUAUAUUAUUUACAUACUUCAGUGUCUUUAUUAUGUGGCAGUUUGAUCUUAUGUCACAGAGUAGUUACUUGUUGGUGUUUUAAUGUAGGAAUACAGACCAAAUCGUUUUUGUGUUGUUGUUUUUUUUACAUUCUCUCGCUGUGAUUUUAAUAUAAUUUCACAAAUAUAAAACAGAUAUUGCAGAAGAAUUUGCCUCAGCUCACCAAAUACCUGCUUAUACUUGAUGAACUGAAUAAUUUCACACCAUGUGAUUUACAUCAUGUAUAUGUUUUUAUAUCCUCGUGUGUUUUCAUUUCCCUUCUUUGUGUCCUGAUUCUUUCCUUACUCUUACAAGGGUUUCUUUUUUUUUAAUAUAUAUAUAUAUAUUUAAUCUUACCAGCCCCAUCCUGUUGCUCUUUCUCUGCUCUGUCUGUAAUCGUGGGGGCCUGGAGGUCACAGGGUAAUAAUAAUCAGUGGUUCCUUGGUCUUAAGUCUAAUCUGUUCAAAGGCUUGCUGAGGUGAAACAUGCCAUUCUUUUUGCUGUAAUGGAGCUAAUCAAUGUCUCGUGACAGAUCAUUAAAAGGCUUUUCAAUGUUGAAAACCCUGGUGGAUCUCUCUGCUUUUUAAAAUGUGCGACACAUGUUGUAUGUGCCUGUGUAUCUGAGCUGGUUGUAUGUAGCCUAUCAGGACACUUAUCUCCUGUGUUUGAUCUGUUCUCUGGACCAUUGUGCUCUCAGAUUUUUUUUUGUUUUUUUGCGAAGGGUGUUAUUGUGACGUCAGUCGGACGUCAGACGCCGACAUUGCAUCAGUUUGCGUAAGCAAACUGUGCAUGACCGCUAAUACCGCCCAUCUAAUGCUGUCAUUGCCCUCUAUUGCAAAGAGACAGGAAUGCGAGAGUUAGCAUGUACAACUGUUUCUGUUAGUUUGGUCAGUUACAGCAAAUCUUGUUCUAUCUUAGUUGAUUUGUUUUUACUGAUUUGAACGUCACAUGAUCUCCUUUAGGGUUACAGAAAAGCACUUUAAUGCAAACACGUGUGUUGAUAGUUUCUCACAACUUGAAUUUCACUCAUUGUAAUAAACGUGAAAGUUCUUCUUGUAAAUGCUGUAUUUGAGAUUGUCUGCGAAUGUGUUUGAUGACGCCAAGUGGCUUCGAAUGAAUGUGAACGUAGUGUGCACCUGUGAAUAAAUAUAUAUAUAUUUAUUUAGCCAACCUAUUUUUUACAAAAAGUUAUGUAUUUAAGUUAUCUUUGUAUAUUUAAUGUCUGUAUGUCACCAAAGACUAUUUAUCUCAUCUUUUACUGCUCCUUAAACAUAUGGUAGGAAAGAAAGUCUUAACUGUAGUUAAAAUGUUACUGUUUGACCAUGUCCAUCUGUAAAUAAAGAACUGUACUAUAGUG
Messenger RNA from Sphaeramia orbicularis (orbiculate cardinalfish), 3840 nucleotides. It is a transcript of the gene adm2a, whose product is annotated as adrenomedullin 2a. Bases 432 to 938 code for a protein of 168 amino acids. Gene Ontology annotation, molecular function: hormone activity. Gene Ontology annotation, cellular component: extracellular region. The transcript has 3 exons. NCBI's taxonomy places the organism in Eukaryota, Metazoa, Chordata, Actinopteri, Kurtiformes, Apogonidae. Gene Ontology annotation, biological process: regulation of systemic arterial blood pressure; adenylate cyclase-activating G protein-coupled receptor signaling pathway; positive regulation of heart rate. The record is from RefSeq and is a predicted model, not a curated record.